CAGCUGGUUGCAUGUCUGCAUUCAAACUUUUUGUGUAGCUGUUGCUGCUGCAGGACUUUGGUGUCAUUGACAGUUGGGAGUUUUUGUGGAUUUCCCUGUCCAUCAGCCGAGAGAAUUGCUGGUUGAUGGAGUCUGUGCGGCAGAGUGGGGCCUACUGCCACGCUCAACACCUUUAGACCUGGUCUGGGAUGAUGCUGUGUCAUGCUGUCCUGGUGCCAUGAACCCUGAGAGAUCUCCACCCUUUGCCUUAUGAAUCCACCAGCUCAUGGGGGCCACAAGUGGAACCCUGACACAAAACGCUAUCUGGAAAGAAAAGAAAGAUAGAGAGUAAACGAGAAAAUCAAACAAAAAACUGGAUCUGUGACGAUCACAGAGAUAAAGCUGACAAGAGUGUAUAGCCUUCUGGACUAUAGAAUCGUGUCAACAUAUGGGAUAGCCAUCUGGACAGCGCAGACUCAAAAACUGAGAAAAUAUACUGAAUACUUGGGAAAAAAAGAGGAAGAUUCAUCUGGAGGUGGAAUAUACGUGAACUGAAGCUGCUAACUGCUACAGCUGGAGCAAAAAGUGAGGACACACCAACCGUGCACAGCACCUACAAACAUCCUAACUAACGUGCUCUGGUCAGAGGUCAUCCUGCAGAGGGAUAUAAUAAACUAUAGCCACCAUGAAUCGUCCAGCUCCGGUGGAACUGUGCCACAAGAACAUGAGAUUCCUGAUCACGCACAACCCCACAGACAGUACACUCAACUCCUUCUUGGAGGUCUUAAAACAAUAUGGUGUCACAACAGUGGUGCGAGUUUGUGACUGCACCUACGACAAAACACCACUUGAGAAAGAUGGUAUUAACGUAUUGGACUGGCCCUUUGAUGAUGGAGCUCCACCACCAAGCAAGCUGGUUGAUGAUUGGCUGAGUUUGCUAAAGAAGAAGUUUCAGGAGGAUCCUGGAAGUUGUGUGGCCGUUCAUUGCGUUUCUGGUCUUGGAAGGGCUCCUGUGCUGGUUGCUUUGGCCCUUAUAGAAAGUGGGAUGAGGUAUGAAGAUGCUAUUCAACUCAUAAGACAGAACAGACGAGGAGCCAUCAACAGUAAACAGCUCACCUACUUGGAGAAAUACCGAUCGAAGCAAAGACUUCGUUUCAAAGACUCGCACGCGUUGAAGAACAAGUGUUGCACUAUGUGAAAACCCACGGACAUGACGCACCUUCGAACAAAUGUCUCAGGAACCCAUCAGUAAAAACGUUCUUGUUGUCGCACACACACACACGCACGCACACACACACACACACACAAAAACAUUGACAUAAGGCUCCUUUUGCCCAUCUGCCAAAGCAUGUUAUUAA
Nematolebias whitei (Rio pearlfish) is the source of this 1337-nucleotide messenger RNA. Its product is annotated as protein tyrosine phosphatase type IVA 3. The transcript has 7 exons. Gene Ontology annotation, biological process: protein dephosphorylation. Lineage: Eukaryota; Metazoa; Chordata; Actinopteri; Cyprinodontiformes; Rivulidae. The record is from RefSeq and is a predicted model, not a curated record. Gene Ontology annotation, cellular component: nucleus. Bases 665 to 1177 code for a protein of 170 amino acids. Gene Ontology annotation, molecular function: protein tyrosine phosphatase activity.